Cantharellus anzutake is the source of this 2643-nucleotide messenger RNA. RefSeq lists its product as uncharacterized. Lineage: Eukaryota; Fungi; Basidiomycota; Agaricomycetes; Cantharellales; Hydnaceae. The record is from RefSeq and is a predicted model, not a curated record. The transcript has 6 exons. Gene Ontology annotation, molecular function: RNA polymerase II cis-regulatory region sequence-specific DNA binding; DNA-binding transcription factor activity, RNA polymerase II-specific. Gene Ontology annotation, biological process: regulation of transcription by RNA polymerase II. The coding region runs from base 1 to 2643 and encodes 880 amino acids.
AUGUCAAACAGUUCCUCUAACUCGUAUUCCUCUCUCAGCACACACCUGACCCAACCCAGUGACUCUCCCUCCCUGGAUUUCGGUCCCGGCGGAAACAUUCUCAAAGCUAUUAAUACCCCGAGCAGAAACACAGCUAUCCGUCGAGCUCGUCACGAAUCUUCCAAUCCCUACCCUCCUAGGAGCAGCUCCUUCUCAGGAUCUGAAAGCGUCCGCUCAUCAUCCAGCGAGACGGAGGACAACGUCGGGAUGUACUCCUUUGCGCCCACGCAAGGUGCCCUUCCUCAUGCUGCUGCUCCGUCAGACUACUCGAACUUGUUCGCUCGCCAAAACACUGCAGCGCCAUCAUCUCUUGAGGCCUCCCCAGGGGUUAAUGCAUUCCAAAGAAUGACGAUUGCCCCUGAGCAACAAGACCUUGAGCAGUUAGCCGUUAAUGUCCGUGCUGCUACUACAACGAGUGCCUCAGACCGUGCUAAGCACAUCUUUGUUCAAGCUUGGUUAAACGCCAACUAUGCACCCUAUCAAGAUGGGAAUGUCCCUCGGCAGGGCCUGUACCACUCGUAUCGUGCGGUAUGCGACGAGUACCGGAUCCCUCACGUGAAUACCGCCACACUUGGAAAGGCGAUCCGCCUUUGUUUCCCUGCUAUCAAAACCCGCCGCCUGGGUGUUAGGGGAAAUAGCAAGUAUCAUUAUUGCGGUAUCCGCCCUGCUACGGCAGCAGAGGCUGAGUGGCUCCAGGAUUUUAUCAAACGAUCAAACAAUAUCCGCCCUCAACAGAACUCUCGCCCGAGUUCCCAACAUUCUGGGCGUUCGUCCGCGACGGAGGACUCUCCUGAAGAUGAUGAUGAAGAUGGUGACGAGUCAGGAACUAACAGCAGCACUCCUGCAUCCCGUCUCGCCCCCGUCACAAGAAGCAUUUCAAAUGGGGGGAGGAAGAGCCCCAUCUUCUUCAACUCGCUUGAUGACAAGACUCCUACCGUGAGCGGAAACUUUUCCGUCGCUCAAAGCACCCUUCCGAACCACGUAAGCUCUAAUUAUCGUGGCGAAGCUCAGAUUCGCCGUCGUUCGCCUCAGGGCCUGCCUGGUGCACUGGGUCCAGGGAGUGUUGUUUCUUCCAACGUUCCUCCUCACAUGCGCAAUGGCCCCGUUGCUAGUCAGGCCGGCGUCGUCCCCCCUCCUACGUUUAACAGCAACCGUCCCAUGCAGAGCGUCCGCAUGCUCCCCAACUUCCCCAACAUCGAAGAAGCUAUUGGACAGCCUUCCUCGAGUCCUCAGGGUGUUGCAGCGAGGGAUUUGUGGACGUGGUUCGAGGCUCAUUUGGAUUCUCUGUUGGAGGCUGUGAGGAGCUUUAGGUUUGAUCGAUUCGAUAUGCUUUGGAGAACUUUUUGGAGUGGGUUGAGUUCCGAGCACAGAGAGAUUGCGCAUGCGCCUGCCGUUGCGGGGCUAAUGGCUAGAGCGGAUGCCAUUGUCUAUGAUGAAAUUCUUGAGAUAUUGCGAUCGCAAAUUUUGACGCAGAUUCCUCCUCCAACGUUGACGAGCCUGCGUUCCCUGGCCGAGAGGCUUGAACGAUCUAUGUUGGCUGCCCUUGAGGGGUAUGGUAAUACGUUCGUGGAGCCCAAGGUUGAACUUUGUGCACGUUUCGGCCACUUGCUUGUUCGUUUCCUCGACAUCUAUCAAGUCACUCAAGCCCUUUCUUCCGUCAUGUCGAUGUCGAACCCUCGCCAGCUCAUUGACAUGGCCCGAGCCUGGCGGGAAAUUGACUUCGAAUCAAUACGUAAUCAAGCUGCUCUCGUCUGUAACUGCCGUCACGAGGACCUUCAACAACUGCUUGAAGUCGAUUUUGCCCAGGUUCUCGAUGGCCUCCAGUCUAGCCUAGAUCCCGUCAAAGAUAUCAUGACUUGGGCAGAUUCAUGCUGCGAGAGGUUGCUUAAUGGGAGUGGCGGGAUUCUUGGGGAAGAGAGGGCUACGAUGAGCUCUAGGAGUUUGUUGAUUCGGUGGGGAUAUGUGACGAGUCAGAUCAUGCGCGAUUUGACAAUUCGCAGUGACCCUGCGUUUGGAGCAUUCCAGAUAUUGAAGCUAUUCAUGGAUGACUGGAUUGGCCUGAGUGUUCUGCGAACGGUUGCCUUGUCUACUAACUCGGUCGCGCAAUCCGUCGACCCGCUUCUGCAGCAACAGUUCCUCACACUAUCCCCUGCCAAUACUGGAUUCACUGGUGGGCUCGACAACUCAGCCACGAACGGAGGACAGCAUGUGGCUCAUAACGGACUAGGCGGUCCACAUGGCAAUCUACUCGCAUCUGCAAUGCACGAUCCGUUUGGUCCUUCCCCUUCCUCUUCAUAUCCAUAUGACUCACUGGGCUUUGGGCAUAUGGACACGACUGGAUCUGGCCCUGGUGGAGCGUCCGGCCUGGCAGGGUUUGGGGACUUCACUAAUGGGACAACUGCUGGUGCCGGUGCUCAUUAUGCGACGUUUGCCCCUCCCGAGGAUAUGUCCACCGCGAUCCCCGAGGAAAACAUUCCGCGUGAAAUCACCCCUAUUGUGGAUACUGAUAUGCCUCCGUCCGAUGGUGGCGUCCCUUCAUCCAAAAAUAGUGUGGAUAAUAGCGCCGGCGGGGAGAUAACCCAAGUUAAAACUGAAACUGUUUGA